UAACCAUUUUUCAAAUUUAAUUUCUUUUAACUUGGCUCUCUGCCCAAUGCACAUUGUCUCUCUCUCUCUCUCUCUCUAACUCUUUCUCUCUCUAACACCAACACAACACAUACUCUCUCUUUGGUACCUCUCAAUCUACUGUGUUCCUCUGCUACUCCCACCACCUUCAAACAUAUCCUCAUCUCUACAGACAAGAAGUCUGAAAUACCCAUAAUUAUUUUGUUUUUACAAUCUUUUAAUUGUAGUAAACUUAGCUUAAUUAAGUUUUAGUAUAUUCUUUUUGGUUAAGACAAGUUGCAUGUAUAGAAUUAUAAAGAGUCCACAUUGAUAAAUUUGAAGAAGCUAAAGCGACAGUUCUUUUUUCAAGAUUAUCAAAUUUAAAGAUCUCUAGCAGCUCUUGAAACUAGAUUUUUUUCAAGAAACCAAAAUCUGCAAAAAGAAAGAUUAUUUCUUCUUUCUUUUGCUUUCUCUAAAGCAAUUUGGUUUCUUUUUGUGUUUUCUAAUUCUCUUUUGGCUCUAAAUCAAGAACAGAACAAAAAAUCUUGAUCUGUUAUCAGAAUGGGGUGCUGUUAUUCAAGAUUAGAGAGAGAAGAAAUGGUUUCAAGAUGCAAAGCAAGAAAAAGAUAUAUGAAACAAUUAGUUAAAGCCAGACAAGCCGUUUCUGCUUCUCAUACAAUGUACCUUCGUUCUUUACGCUCAACUGGAUCAGCCCUUUUCCAGUUCUCCAACACUGAAGCUAAUCUCCACCUCCACCACCACCGCCACCAUCUCCCACCUGUUCUUCCCUCUCCGCCACCUUUACCUCCCACACCCCCACCUCCUCCUCCGCCAAUGAGCCCCAGCUCAGACACGUGGACAUCCAUAACAGCCUCUCCUCUACCACCUCCCCCGCCACCUCCUCCGCCUCCGCCACCUCAGUCUUCGAGUUGGGACUUCUGGGAUCCUUUUGUUCCGGCGCCUCCUUCAGCUUCAAGGUCUGAGGAAGAGUGGGAAGAAGCAACCACCAUGACAGCUUCUGAAAUGGCUGUGACAGCUACGGGAACGGCGGCUAGCCUCACUGCUCCGCCGAGUAUGGUGAGUGGAUUCUCGAAGGAGACGUGCAGUGGGAGUGGAAGUGAGCUUGCUAUGGUAGUUUCAAGAAAUAGUAAGGAUCUAGUGGAGAUUGUUAAAGAAGUUGAUGAGUAUUUUCUUAAAGCUGCUGAGGCUGGCGCUCACCUUUCUUUGCUUUUACAAGUUCCAAACCCUAAUUUCUCCACUCAAAACAAAGUUGUAGGUAAAGUGUAUGACCAUGGAUGCAAUUUAACAAAUCCAUCACUAUGGGCAUGGAGUUCAAGUCCAAAAAUGAAUGGAUUUGGAAAAAUGAGUGAUGAAAUUAUGGGAAAUAAUGUAGGAGUUGGCCAUUGCUCCACUGUGGAGAGAUUGUAUGCAUGGGAGAAGAAACUAUUUCAGGAAGUCAAGAAUGCUGAGAGUAUAAAGAUUGAACAUGAAAAGAAGGUGGCAUUGGUAAGGAAAUUAGAAGUAAAGAGGGCUGACUAUAUAAAGACUGAAAAGACGAAGAAAGAAGUAGAGAAAUUAGAGUCACAAAUGAUGGUUGCUACUCAAGCUAUUGAGACUACUUCUGCUGAAAUCAUCAAAUUAAGAGAGACUGAGCUCUACCCUCAACUUCUUCAACUUGUUAAAGGAUUGAUGUGCAUGUGGAGAAGCAUGUAUGAGGCACACCAGGUCCAAACUCACAUAGUUCAGCAGCUGAAGUAUCUAAACACAGUUCCAUCGACUGGACCUACUUCUGAGAUUCACAGACAAUCUACACUCCAGCUUGAACUUGAAGUUCAGCAAUGGCACCAGUCCUUCUGUAACCUAGUGAAGGCUCAGCGGGAUUACAUUCAGUCCCUCACGGGAUGGCUCCGGCUUAGUCUUUUCCAGUUCAGCAAACAUCCAUUUUCAAGACCGAGCCAGGAAUCUCAAAUUUACUCUCUAUGUGAAGAAUGGCACCAUGCAAUUGAUCGGAUUCCGGAUAAAGUAGCAUCGGAAGGAAUCAAGAGUUUCCUGACAGUUAUCCACGCAAUAGUAGUUCAACAAGCAGAAGAGCAUAAGCAAAAGAAGAAGUCAGAAUCGGCUUUUAAGGAGUUCGAGAAGAAGGUAUCUGAGCUUAGAGCAUUGGAGACCAAGUAUGGACCUUACUCACUGCCUAAUACUGCUGGAAACUUGAGAAGCAAGGAUCCAGUGACAGAGAAGCGAGCAAAAGUUGAGAUCUUGAGAGGCAAGGCAGAAGAGGAGAAAUCGAAGCAUGAAAAAUCAGUGAGCAUCACGAGAGCAAUGACAAUAAAUAAUCUGCAGAUGGGAUUUCCACAUGUGUUUCAGGCUAUAGUGGGAUUUUCAAGUGUAUGUAUGCAAGCAUUCGAGUCAGUAUACAACCAAGCGAAAAGUAACGACCCGGAAAAUGAUAUGAAGAGGAUCUUACCCUAGGAAGAAUUCUAAAUUUAGGAUUAUAACAGAGGUUUGGUUUUUCUGUAUAUAGAUAGACAUGGAAAACUACUUCAGGAUUAACCAUGAAUCUGGAAGUUUUGAAUUAGGGUUUUGAAUCUUCUGUUUUGUUUCUAGAGGAGUAAAAUUCAGUGAUUACUGGUGUGUAGGAGUCUAUAAAGUAUAAAGUAUGAGUUUCUGAUGAAUGUUGAUGGUUUUUGAUUUAUGGUCAUGUAGAGGAAAAUGCCUCCAUUGCUAUUUAAAUUUAAGAAACAAUCAUCUACUCUUACUAUUUA
Molecule: messenger RNA, 2759 nt
Organism: Mercurialis annua (annual mercury)
Lineage: Eukaryota; Viridiplantae; Streptophyta; Magnoliopsida; Malpighiales; Euphorbiaceae
Product: protein ALTERED PHOSPHATE STARVATION RESPONSE 1
Exons: 4
Coding region: 559-2466 (635 amino acids)
Source: RefSeq, a predicted model, not a curated record